Molecule: messenger RNA, 1020 nt
Organism: Rotaria sordida
Lineage: Eukaryota; Metazoa; Rotifera; Eurotatoria; Philodinida; Philodinidae
Source: the annotation of a GenBank genome assembly
AUGUCUCGACAGUAUUCAACUCAUUCAUUUAUUCCACCUAAUCAUCAUCAUCAUAUAUCAUCAAAUAAUUCAACUAGACGACGAUUUCGUCAAUCAAUACAAAAUAAUUUUUCUUAUUUUCAAUAUCCAUUUCUUCAACGACAAACUUUUGAAUCAAAUCGAGAAAUAAAUAAUACUAAUCAUCAUUCAACAUUACCUUUUAAUCGUAUAUCAACUACAGCAACAAUAUCUCAUCAUAAUAAUCAUACAAAACGUCAACGACGAUCAUCAACUAUUGGUAUAUCAAAUUUUCAAACAAAUCAAUAUUAUCAUGAACGAAAACGUUCAAGACAUUAUGGAAAUGAACGAGAACAUAUAAAUCAUCCAUCGAGACGAAUACAACAAACUAAUCCUACAACUUAUAAUAUUCCUUCUUUUUCUCGUUCAUUUCAUUACAGAUCACAUAAUCAUUCUAUUCAAACACCUCGUUAUUUUCAUCAUGAAUCAAUAUCUUCUUCUAAUACAAAUCGUCAUCAUCAACAUCAUCGAAAUCGAAUGACAUUUGAACCAACAUUAUAUCAUCGAACAUUAAUGACUACUCAUGUACAUCAACAACCUUCGUCUUCUUUUCUUCUUACUAAUUUACUUCAUCGUAUUAUUGAUAAUCAUCAUCCACUAUCAGCAUCAUUUGAUUUGAUUGGUUAUGCAUGGAUGUCUCCUAAUCAUGAAAUAUUUUCUUUACCAACUGCAUUUACUAUUCAUUUUGGUGAUUUUUUCGAUUUAAUUAUUUCUGAUGAAACAUCAGUAGUUGGUUUAACUGAUAGUGAACUUGAAAGAAUACCAACAAUGAUUUAUAAGAAAAUUUGUACAAAUAUUAAAGAUGAUGAUGAUGAUAAAUGUACUAUAUGUUUAAGUGAAUAUAUAACUGAUGAAAAACUUAAACGUUUACGAUGUAAACAUUAUUUUCAUAGUGAAUGUAUUGAUCCAUGGCUUAAGACAUCAACUCGAUGUCCGAUCUGUCGAAAUGAACAGACAAGUUAA